Molecule: messenger RNA, 1820 nt
Organism: Hordeum vulgare subsp. vulgare (domesticated barley)
Lineage: Eukaryota; Viridiplantae; Streptophyta; Magnoliopsida; Poales; Poaceae
Product: acyl transferase 4-like
Exons: 2
Coding region: 226-1392 (388 amino acids)
Source: RefSeq, a predicted model, not a curated record
GAUGCUUCAUUGCGUUCCACUUGUGGGGAGGGGACGCCAUUAGAGGUCACCAGGCAGGAAAGAUGUGGAUUAACGCUUGAGUCCAUGGACAAGUAGCCAAACAAUGUUACUCUUCCGAAAAUUCAAAGAUGCGACGUCGAGCGGACAAAUUUCUCUGUCCCCGCUUGCCUCACCGCGGCCGCCAACGACCACAUUUUGCAGCACUAUCUCACUAUCGAGUUCCAUAUGUCCAACUCCAGUAUGACCAGCACGCCCACCAUUGCCAGGUCGCCGCCGGAGCUCAUCGCGCCGGCGGUGCCCACCCCCGGUGGCACCCUCCCUCUCUCCUCCAUUGACAGGACCGCCGGCGGCGCCGGCUUGGUUAAUCUCAUCCAGGUCUUCCCCCCUCCCUCGUUCACCACCGCCCGCAAGAGCCAGGACGCCGCGGCGGCCCUGGUCGCUAUGCGCGACGGGCUCGCGAGGACUCUUGUACCGUACUACCCGGUGGCCGGCCGCGUCGCCCCGAGUGGCCUUGCAGUGAACUGCACCGGCGAGGGCGUCUGGUUCGUGGAUGCCGCCGCGAGCUGCACGCUUGCCGACGUGGACGGCCUCGACUCCAGCCCGCUGCUCAUCCCCGGGGAGCUCCUCCUCCCGCGCCCUGCCCCCGGUCAGAAGCUCGACGGCCUCAUCCUCAUGGUCCAGGCGACGAGGUUCACCUGCGGUGGUUUCGCCGUCGGGAUCAGCUUCAGCCACGCGGUGUUCGACGGCCAGGGCGCUGCGCAGUUCCUCACGGCGGUGGGGGAGCUAGCGCGGGGGCUCCAGGUGCCGUCAGUGACUCCGGUGUGGCACCGCGACGCGGUCCCGGACCCUCCCAGCCCGCCGCCGCCUCAGCUCACGGAGUUCAGGUUGGUGGCCCAGGUGGCCGACAUAUCGGCGGAGAGCAUCGCGCGCGUCAAGGACGAGUUCAACCAGGCUGCUGCGACAUCGACGGGGGAGGUUUGCUCCACCUUUGACGCGGUGACGGCCGUGGUGUUCAAGUGCCGAGCGCUGGCACUGGCGUCCGCGCCCCCUGACGACUCUGAUGUUCGGAUCGCCUUCGCCGCCGGCACGCGGCACCUGCUUCGCGGCGUGCUGCCGGCGGUGGAGGGCUACUACGGCAACUGCGUUUACCUGGCGUGCGUCACUAGGGCGGGCAAGGCCGUCCGGGAGGCGUCACUGGCGGAGCUCGUCGGCGCGGUACGGGAGGCGAAGGAGGCGGUCCCCGCGCGGUUCGCUGGCUGGAUGCGCGGCGUCGAUCACUACGACGUGCCCCUGGACUACAGCACGGUGACGGUGUCAGACUGGAGCCGCGUCGGCUUCCACGAGGUGGACUACGGCUUCGGCGCGCCAGGGGAGAGAGAUGCACACCUAUGAUGUAGCCACAGGAUACUGAAGACCAUCCGCCGCUGCGUAGACGGGGUCCAUGCGGACGUCCUGCUCAUGACCUAUCACGAGCAUAACUACAAUGGAAAGAUGGUAUGCUCGUGGGACGACCACCAUCGGAUCAACCUCGAAGUACCCUUAGCAUGCCCCAUGCAGCAUCGACAUCCUCGCUGACCCCCUGCUCCGAAGGGGCCAUUCAAUCAGGCCACUAGCCGGCCUUGAGGCCUACAUGAUGGCAAGCACCCGUGGAAGGUUCGAGGGCAUUGUCCGGGUGCGCCGUCGUCGCACACAAGGACCUCACAUUCUUUUCCUAUUUCUGUCAUCUUUUGCCCUACAGAUGACACAUAAUAGAACAUGAUUUUAGACAAUAGUGGAGGCAAAUCACUAAACUUUAUAUGAAUCAAAAUUCACAUGUGAAA